This is a messenger RNA of Stegostoma tigrinum, 610 nucleotides long. RefSeq names its product LSM3 homolog, U6 small nuclear RNA and mRNA degradation associated (gene lsm3). Gene Ontology annotation, biological process: P-body assembly; mRNA splicing, via spliceosome. Gene Ontology annotation, cellular component: catalytic step 2 spliceosome; P-body; U4/U6 x U5 tri-snRNP complex. The coding region runs from base 82 to 390 and encodes 102 amino acids. The record is from RefSeq and is a predicted model, not a curated record. NCBI's taxonomy places the organism in Eukaryota, Metazoa, Chordata, Chondrichthyes, Orectolobiformes, Stegostomatidae. The transcript has 4 exons. Gene Ontology annotation, molecular function: RNA binding.
GCAGCGGGAGGACCCGCUCCCCGCCGCUACCACAACGCGGUCAGCACGCAUGCGCAGGUUGCAGUCACCCGGAUUCAAACCAUGGCGGAGGAGGGAGACCAGCCACAAACAACCAACACAGUUGAGGAGCCUCUUGACCUGAUCCGACUCAGUCUGGACGAGAGAAUAUAUGUGAAAAUGAGAAACGACAGAGAACUUCGAGGAAGACUGCACGCCUAUGACCAGCAUUUAAACAUGAUUUUGGGUGAUGUUGAAGAAACUGUUACGACUGUAGAAAUUGACGAGGAAACGUAUGAGGAGAUAUACAAAUCCACCAAGCGAAAUAUUCCGAUGCUGUUUGUCCGCGGUGAUGGUGUUGUUCUUGUGGCGCCUCCGCUAAGAGUUGUUUAAACACAGCCAGCUGAGCGUUAUGGACUAAAUUUCAACCUGGGAUUAUAUCUUUCAGUUUAUGGAGAGAAUGCUCUGAUAUUAUUUUUAUAAAAUGUACCUCGACAUUAUGAUGUGACAGAUUCAUACCUGUAGUUUAAUUUUGAUUAUUUACCUGGAACUCUUGAGAAGUAAAUAAAAUAUUUUCAUUUGAUUUAAUAAAAGUUGAUCUUCAAAUGCUACA